Messenger RNA from Agrilus planipennis (emerald ash borer), 1175 nucleotides. RefSeq lists its product as uncharacterized. The record is from RefSeq and is a predicted model, not a curated record. The coding region runs from base 214 to 963 and encodes 249 amino acids. Lineage: Eukaryota; Metazoa; Arthropoda; Insecta; Coleoptera; Buprestidae. The transcript has 5 exons.
UAUCUUUACAUAAAACGUAUUUCAAAUUGCAAUAUCUACGCUGUUGUAUUGAAUGUAGUGUUGGUUGAAUUGAACUGUGCAACUCGUUGUGAAAAACAUUUAAGUCUUCUUGAUAACCUUCGGGAGGAAAAUUAAUGGACUUGUUGUAAAUAAAACACUAUAAAUACGGUGAUCAUAUAAAUAAGUUAAUUAAUUCAAUUUGAUAUUUACAAGAUGAAACCUGUGAUAGUUGUCUUGAUUGUAGCCUCAUUCGCCCUAGUCCACGGUGGUGUACUUCCGGACUACCUGCCAAGGCCUUGUAGCAAAUCUGAUCCCAAUUUUAAGGAAUGUACAUUGCGAGCGUUUAAAAAGGCUGAGCCGUACGUUAUAAAAGGAAUACCACAACUGAAUAUACCAAAACUAGAACCUCUGGAGAUACCAGAGUUUUCUAUUGAUCGGACUCUUAAUGACUUCGUUAGUAUUAUAGGCACAACAAAGAAUAUUAAAGUAACAGGAUUGUCCAAAUAUAUUCUGCAAGAUUUUAAAUUUGAUCCAAAUGACUUGUCGUUCGAAGCUACAGUGAAUCUUCCAAAUCUCGUUGCAUCGAUGGAAUACAAUGUUGCAGGACGAUUGCUAGUUGUUCCUUUGCAAGGACGAGGAUUCUUUAAGGGCAAUUUCACAAACACUGACGUUUCCUUAAGGGGUAGUCUGAAGCCCUUCGAGAAAGAUGGAGUUCAAUAUUUUUCAGUCGAUAAAAUCAGCGUGAAAAGCAGAGUAGGCAAUGGGAUAGUAAAAUUAAUUUCUAAAGAUCCUAGGAAUCAAUUUGCAGCUGAUCUUAUAACGACAUUCUUUAACGAAAAUCCAAGACGUGUGCUGGACGCCAUCAACCCCAUUUACGUCGAAUCAGCUGCCCAAUUUUACGGACAAAUGUUCAACAGCAUCCUCUCAACAAUACCAGCUAGUGAACUGCUUCCUGCCAAAUAAAAUUAUUACAACUAGUACUGUUAAUCGUUACAAUCAAAUUUAAAAUGUAAGUGAAGCUUGGUCUUGGUAGAAUCGCUAUUAUUUUUGGGAAGCAGUGAAGCGAUACCUAAUACAAGUAAAUUUAAUAAUUAUUGUAGUAUAAUAAUUAAGUAACAUUGUAAAUUUGACAUAAUUCUUCUUUGAUUUGUACCUGUGUAAAUAAACCAUUUUAU